This is a messenger RNA of Arachis duranensis, 932 nucleotides long. RefSeq names its product pentatricopeptide repeat-containing protein At1g55890, mitochondrial-like. The coding region runs from base 66 to 866 and encodes 266 amino acids. The record is from RefSeq and is a predicted model, not a curated record. Gene Ontology annotation, cellular component: chloroplast. Gene Ontology annotation, molecular function: protein binding. The transcript has a single exon. NCBI's taxonomy places the organism in Eukaryota, Viridiplantae, Streptophyta, Magnoliopsida, Fabales, Fabaceae.
AAGAAAGAACAGAACAAACACCGGUCUCUGAGUGAGUUUUACACUUUUACUUUAUCCUUAGCAGCAUGUCGCCGUGGCAGUUGCAUGGCAAUCUUCGCCGCAUGUUCACGACAUCAUCGGCCUCUGCCUCUGCCUCUGCCAUCAUCACGUCUUUUCUAAGAGAUCUCUCCAAUGAGCGCGACCUCGACCGCCUCGUUCAUUCCUUCGAGCAAGCUUCCCAAUCGGAUCGUUUCCGAAGCAAACACCGUAUUUACGAGCGCACCGUUCGCCGCCUCGCUCUCGCUAAGCGCUUCCAAUCCAUCGAGGACAUCCUCGAACACCAGAAGACCUUCAAAGACAUCUCCAAGGAAGGCUUCUCCGCCCGCCUUAUCACCCUCUAUGGCAAGUCCGGCAUGGUGCAGAAUGCGCAUAAAGUGUUCGAUGAAAUGCCUCAAAGGAACUGUCCCCGUACCGUGCUCUCUCUUAAUGCCCUUUUGGCUUCUUAUUUGCAUUCCAACGUGUUUGACAUGGUACCUACCCUUUUCAACCACUUGCCUACACAGCUUUCCGUGGAGCCCAAUUUGGUGACUUACAAUACUGUGAUCAAGGCUUUUUGCGAAAUGGGUUCUUUUGAUUCUGCAAGUUCCAUGCUUGAUGACAUGGAACUUAAGGGUGUGAAGCCUGAUGUGAUAACCUUCAAUACACUCCUGGAUGGAUUGUAUUCAAAUGGUCGUUUUGAGGAUGGUGAGAAAAUUUGGAAACGAAUGGAGGAUGAACAUGUUGCUCCUGAUGUUCAGAGCUACAAUGCUAAGUUAGUGGGAAUGUGUGUUGAGAAAAGAAGUGGUGAUGCUGUUGUCGUGGUCAUUGCUCUGCACAAGUUUCUUUAAGCUAGUCCAUGAUCUUUUCCGUUUUUUGCUUGCUGUGCCCUGAGUUUUCGAUGCUUCUGAUUUAAC